Esox lucius (northern pike) is the source of this 1115-nucleotide messenger RNA. RefSeq names its product metabolism of cobalamin associated B (gene mmab). The record is from RefSeq and is marked provisional. Gene Ontology annotation, molecular function: corrinoid adenosyltransferase activity. NCBI's taxonomy places the organism in Eukaryota, Metazoa, Chordata, Actinopteri, Esociformes, Esocidae.
AUACGGAUACUAACGAUAGACAAGAGGGAACGCUUGAAUAGCGUUUUGCUUUUAUGUAAACAUGGCUUCAACGAUUACCAAACCAUCUAACCUACGGUGUAUCCUAAGAAUUGGAACAUGUUUAACUGUGAAUUGGACAAAGACAUCAUUUGGACUAAAAAGAAGUUAUGUCUCCCAGACUGAGGGAGGUGGCAGGAUCCCCAAAAUAUACACCAAAACUGGUGAUAAAGGUUUCUCCAGCACUUUCACUGGAGAAAGAAGACCUAAGGAAGAUCAUGUGUUUGAAGCAUUGGGAACAACUGACGAGCUGUCAUCAGCCAUAGGCUUGGCCAGAGAGUUUUGCAUUGAUAAAGGCCACACGUUCACAGAUCAGCUGGACAAGAUUCAGUGUGUCUUGCAGGAUGUGGGAUCGAACAUAGCCACACCUCGGUCAUCAGCAAGAGAAAGUCAUAUAAAGAAAACCAAGUUCAGUCCCCAGCCAGUUGCAGACCUGGAGAGCUGGAUUGACGCGUUCACAGAGGAGCUGCCACCACUGACAAACUUCAUAUUACCUUCUGGAGGCAAAAGCAGUGCAGCCCUCCACAUUGCAAGGACAGUGUGUCGCAGAGCAGAACGCAGUGUCUCCCCAAUAGUGCGGUCAGGUGAGGCUGAUCCUGAUGUUGCCACAUUUUUGAACAGAUUGAGCGACUACCUGUUUACAGUGGCCAGGUACACCGCCCUGAAAGAAGGCAAUGAGGAGAAAAUCUACAAAAGACUAGAAUGAUAUAUCUACACAUGAAUUGAUAGAAUUGGGUCCCUUUCGGAACAACCUGUAUUUUGGUUUAAUGUUGAAUUUAAUUAGCAGUCUUAAUGGGUCCAAAUUUGAAUGUAUUGGAACGGUUUCUAGGUUUCUAUGUUUUAGGUCACAGGUUAUGUUACCAUAAGCAUAAAUACAUAUUUCUUCAUCAAGUACUUCAGGGAACACUAUGAAUAGACUUUUUCAUUUAACCUUUUAUUUAACUAGGUUAGUCUCAUUGAGAUUAAUUAUCUCUUUUGCAAGAGAGACCUGGCCAAAAUGACAGCACAUUACAUAUGCACACAUAUUACAUCCAAUAAAUAAAUAUACAUUAAUUUAC